AUGCUGCAGGUAAAAGCUCAAGACUAUCCCCACAUUCUCGUCACUACUGGCUUAAACGAUCCUCGCGUGAUGUACUCGGAGCCUGCUAAGUUUGUCGCAAAGCUGAGGGAGCUUAAAACAGGCGACAAUCUCCUGCUGUUCAAGUGUGAGCUUGGUGCUGGACACUUCUCCAAGUCCGGGAGAUUCGAGAAACUCCGAGAAGACACCUUCACUUGCGCAUUCAUACUCAAGGCGCUCGGCAUGACCCCUCCAACAACACCAUGA
Molecule: messenger RNA, 264 nt
Organism: Hordeum vulgare subsp. vulgare (domesticated barley)
Lineage: Eukaryota; Viridiplantae; Streptophyta; Magnoliopsida; Poales; Poaceae
Product: protease 2-like
Exons: 4
Coding region: 1-264 (87 amino acids)
Biological process (GO): proteolysis
Cellular component (GO): cytosol
Molecular function (GO): serine-type peptidase activity
Source: RefSeq, a predicted model, not a curated record